Molecule: messenger RNA, 8415 nt
Organism: Oncorhynchus keta (chum salmon)
Lineage: Eukaryota; Metazoa; Chordata; Actinopteri; Salmoniformes; Salmonidae
Product: ankyrin repeat and SOCS box protein 15-like
Exons: 13
Coding region: 296-2038 (580 amino acids)
Biological process (GO): intracellular signal transduction
Cellular component (GO): cytoplasm
Molecular function (GO): protein binding
Source: RefSeq, a predicted model, not a curated record
UUAAGCCAGACAGCCUGUCUAUACUGUAUGGGUCCUAUAGUAAAUUCAAUCAUAUUAUGAUAAACUGUGUUUAGUGUGAUAGUGAAGCACUGCAUGUGACAGCGUGACAGGCAUUCUCAGAGCGUGUGGGGCUGAUAUUACAAACAGGUCUAAAAAUAUCCCAUUACUCCUGCAAACACCAAUGUAAAAUUUAGUUGGCUGCCAACAAACCUCCGGAGACCGGGACUUUCACUGAAGAUUUUACAGAUAAGACUGGAGUUGCCCAUUCAUUGGGAUAUUUGAUAGUGACGAAGGAAUGGAAGACGUCGAUAGAUGUGAGGAGGAGCUUAUUGAGUAUGCCAUUCGAGAGAGUAUUCGAGAUGUAUCAAUAGACAGCAUACGAACAGUCAGUGGUGACUAUCUGAGGAUAGUGACUGCCAUCGAGCAAGGUGAUGUGUGUACCCUGCAGGAGCUGUCUGGGUUGCAGGCUUUCACAGAGAGGGACAGCAGAGGGUGGCUUCCCCUACACAGAGCCGCUGUGCAGUCCCAGGGAGAGGUCUUGGAUCAGGUCCUGCUGGCUUCCUGUGAUGUGACUGUGGAUGAUGUGACUGCAGACGGUGACACAGCGUUGAUUCUGGCUGCUCAGGAGGGUCUGCUGGAGAACGUCAGGACUCUACUGCAGCAUGGAGCGUCUCCACACAAAACCAACAGCCUGAACGAGUCCCCACUGCUGCUCGCGGUGAGAGAGGGAUCAUAUGACAUGGUGUCCACUCUGAUCAUUUGUGGGGCCUUCGUGGAACAGGUGUGUCUGAAGAAGUGGAUGGCCAUUCACGAGGCAGCCAAGGUGGGCUGCAGUGCCAUCCUGGUGCUUCUGCUGAAACAUGGGGCCAAGGUGACAGCUGUAGAUGGGCACAAUGUCACCCCGCUGGGCAUCGCAGCAGAGUACGCCCACGUGGAGGCCCUGGAUAUACUCAUAAAGAACGGUGGCGACGUGAACGCCCAGGCAUAUAACGGAGACAGUGUUCUGUACGAUGCAGCCGGCUCAGGGAACCUGGACUGCAUAUACCUCCUCCUGCAAGCUGGAGCCAACCCUAACAUAGCCAGUCUGGCCUGCCAGCUGCCCAUACACAGAGCUGCCUAUGAGGGACACAUCCUUGCUCUGAGGACCUUCAUCCCCAUCACAACUAAGAGAGCCAUCCGUCUGUCUGGCCAGAGCCCAGUCCACUCGGCAGCAGAUGGAGGCCAUGUUGACUGUCUGGAGCUGCUCAUAGAGAAAGGCUUCGAUGUCAACGCUCAGCUGGACACACACAUCUCAGAGAACUACGGGGACAUGAGGCGGAGUCCGCUCUACUUCGCCGUAUCCAACAGUGAUCUCACCUGCACAGAGAUGCUGCUGGCUGCCGGCGCCAAAACUGACCUGGACCCGCUACGCUGCUUCCUGGUGGCUGUACGCGCUGGGAGGUAUGAGCUGGUGCGUCUGCUAUUGUCCAGGGGUGCCGAGGUCAACUGCUACUUCAGAAUGAUCAGUGACACACUGUUUCCCACCGCGUUGCAGUACUGUCUCAGAGAUCACACGAUUCUGCGCCUGCUGCUCAACAACGGCUACGACGUAGACAAGUGCUUCAUGUGUAACCAUGGCAACGGGCAGGAUAUGGACUGCGACUCCUGGGUCGACUACCGAAAUAACCAUAGAAGAACUUUAUUUUAUAACCAGGACUGCAGAGCUCCGUUCUGUGAAAUCAUCUCCCUGUCGUCGGUGGUCAACCUGGCGGGGAGUGUGGUACGGAUGCUUCUGGACUACAUCAGACACCCACGUAUCUGCCCCAACCUCCUACGGGUCCUGGAGAAACAGAAAGAGUGGCCAGACAUCUGUGACAUUCUGGACAACCCGCUGUCCCUGCAGCACCAGUGUCGUUUGGUCAUUAGGAGACAGAUGACCCCUAGAAGACUGAAUGACCCUCAGGUCAUGGCUGCCGUACCGUUCCCCCCGUCACUCAAACACUACCUCACCUACAGGGAGAACGACGAGUAUGGUGGGUUGGCAGCCACACACUCAUAAGAGGACUAUAUCAAUGAAAACAUUGUACAUAACUGAUCUAUCACAUAAUGCUUUAGCUCAUAUACUUGUGCUUAUAUGAGGUAUGGCAAGUGUACUUGUUGUGUAAUGUUUGUAAUAACUACAUUUAUUGUCACACUGAUAUAUGCUCUCUGAAUAGUCUGAAUAGUCCUUACCAUAGUACAUCUACAGCUGUGCAUCAUGGUACAGUGCAUGUCGUGUGAUCUACUCCUCAAGAUCUCCCCAUCGGAAAAGCAGUUCAGGACUAAAAAUAACUCUCAGAGCUCAUUCAGUUUAUACAUAGAGCUAAACACUCACUGGACACUGGUCUGAAUGACUCUGCUGCAAUGGACUGUUGACUUUUACAGUGACCCUGACACCUACCUGACUCAUUAGACCAGGGCUUAAAUCUAGAGAGAUCUAGACAUCCAUAUUAUACCCUCGAGGUUCUGGGAGUUAGUUGUGGAGCUCUGGAUCUGAGACUGUGUUGUCACUAGCCCUGUUUAUACCUGGUGCUAACAUGGAUUCUUUGUCCUGAUCUUGUCCACAUUCUGAUUGUGCCCACAUUUUUAGACAUGUGUAGACGAUUAAAAGAUGCAUUGUGAUCAGAUUUCACUGACAACCUCCGGAGGUAGUCAGGCGUGCAAGUGUAGACUGAUCAGGACAGUGAAACAAUUUAAAUCAUCAUUAUCCAGCACUCUAAAAUCAUUGACAAGUGACUCAAUAUGAGUCUUAAAAUAAGUAAAUACAUGAAAGAAUGUCUGAAAAUGUGAAUAUUGACAAGAUCAGGACAGGAUGCAUGUUUGCACCAGGUAUAAACAAGGCUACGGAGGCCUGUUGGGUGUACUACAAAGCAGAAUCAAUGAGUUAGCCAGCUAACUUUGAUAAACAACCAGAAAUAACUAUACAUUUUCAGGUUUAUUAUGAAAGCUUAACUUAGAUACUGUAUGUGUUUUUGGAAGUUGAAUCAAUCAGACCAUUCCAAGCGUAUCUUUCUGAAACAAAUAAGAAGUUAUUUCAGAAUAUUUAGGAGUUGGCUGGCUAACUCAAUGAUCCUGCUGUGUAGUGCAACCCUCAGCUCAACUCUCCCUGGCACACAGAGAGGGUAUGAGCCAGAUCUCGUAACAUUCCCCAAAUACAUGUUAGGAUUUUGGCCGUUUUCCCAAAGCAAAGUCAAGUAACCCUAAAAUACCAUUUGGUGGUAAUGUUACAAUCAGCAUCCACACACAUGACUAUAGUCCUAUGCAGUGCCUGGUAUCCUCCACUCCAACCAAGCCUUAGGCCUUUACAGUUGCUGUAUUCAGAAAUCAUAUAGUUUAUUUAUUUAACUAGGCAAGUCAGUUAAGAAAAAAUUCUUAUUUUCAAUGAUGGCCCAGGAACAGUGGGUUAAACUGCCUUGUCCAGGUGCAGAAUGACAUAUUUUUCACCUUGUCAGCUCAGGGAUUUGAUCUUGCAACCUUGCGGUUACUAGUCCAACGCUCUAACCACUAGGCUAUCUGCCGCCCCAGUGAAAUGUUUCAAGUGAAGAACACCCCAGGUAACUGACUGAACCAAACGUGGGUUCUGCUGUUGUGAAGGCACAGCUAGCGGAGGGUAGACAAGAGUAGCAUGGUCCAAUGUAGAAUUACGUUGAGAGAGUUCUAGCAUUGCCAGACUGUUGUUGUUAUCUGAACAGCAGCAUUCCUGCCCUGUCAACACCAGCCUGCCGCUCAGAGACACAGUGAAGUGGAAACUGUGUUCCUACCCACUAGUCAUACCAUAGACCAGGGAUCUCCAACCCUGUUUCUGGAGAGCUGACCUCUUGUAGGCUUUUGCUCUAAUCCCAGUUUUAUCUAACCUGAUUCAGCUUAUCAACCAGCUAAUUAUUAGAAUCAUGUGAGCUAGAUUUGUUAUUUGGUAUUUUGUUAGGAUCCCCAUUAGCAGCGACUCCUCCUGGGGUCCACACAAAACAUGAAAACAUGACAUAAUACAGAACAUUAAUAAACAGCUCAAGGACAGAACUACAUACAUUUUUAAAAAGGCACACACACUGAAGCCUAGAUAUCAAUACAUACACACAAAUAUCUAGGUCAAAUAGGGGAGAGGCGUUGUGCCGUGAGGUGUUGCUUUAUCUGUUUUUUGAAACUAAGUUUGCUGUUCAUUUGAGCAAUAUGAGAUAGAAAGGAGUUCCGUGCAAUAACGGUUCUAUAUAAUAUUAUACGCCUUCUUGAAUUUGUUAUGGAUUUGGGGACUGUGAAAAGACCCCAUGUGUGUAAGUUGACUACGCAAACAUUUUUGAAUUUUCAACACUGUAAUGUUUCUUAUAAAAAAUAAGUGAUGCAGUCAGUCUCUCCUCAUCUCUUAGCCAAGAGAUACUGGCAUACAUACUAUUUAUACUAGCCCUCUGAUUACAAUGAAGAGCAAGAUGUGCCACUCUGUUCUGGGCCAGCUACAGCUUAACUAGGUCUUUUGCAGCAUUUGACCACAUGACUGGACAAUAAUCAAGAUAAGACAAAACUAGAGUCUGCAGGACUUGCUUAUUGGAGUAGCAGAACAACACUUUAUUAUGGACAGAUCUGUCCACAUCUUUACAACCAUUGAAUCUAUAUGUUUUGACCAUUACAGUUUACAAUCUAAGGUAACACCAAGUAAUUUAGUCUCCUCAACUUGUUCAACAGCCACACAAUUCAUUACCAGAUCCAGCUGAGGUCUAGAGCUUAGGGAAUGAUUUGUACCAAAUACAAUGCUCUUAGUUUUAAAGAUGUUCAAGACCAGUUUAUUACUGGCCACCCUUUCCAAAACUGACUGCAACUCCUUGUUAAGGGUUUAAGUGACUUCAUUAGCUGUGGUUGCUGACACGUAUAUGGUUGAAUCAUCAGCAUAUACGGAUACACAGGCUUUGUUUAAUGUCAGUAGCAGGUCAUGGGUAAAAAUAGAAAACAGUAGAGGGCCUAAAGAGCUGCCCUGCGGUACACCACACCCUACAUGUUUGACAUUAGAGAGAUUUCCAUUAAAGAAAACCCUCUGAGUUCUAUUCGAUAGAUAGCUCGGAAUAAAACAUAUGUCAGGGGUUGAAAAGCCAUAAAUCAUCAGUUUAGUCAACAACAGUUCAUGGUCAAUAAUAUCAAAAGCUGCACUGAAAUCUAACAGUGCAGCUCCCACAAUCUUCUUCUUAAUUUCUUUCAACCAUUCAUCAGUCAUUUGUGUCAGUGCAGUACAUGUUGAGUGAUCUUGUCUAUAUGCUGAAAGUCUGUUGUCACAUUUGUUUACUAAGAAAUAGCCUUGUAUUUGGUCAAACACCAUUUUUUCUAAAUUCUAAUUUACAAUUUUCUUUUGUUUUUUGAUGCAUGAAUAUGAUGUUUCACUGUUCGUUGUUGGCAUUUCCUGCCAAAGUUUUCCCACUUUGCCAAUAAAGUACUCAUUAAAAUAAUUGGAAACAUCAAAUGGUUUUGUGAUGAAUAAACCAUCUAGAUUAGGGUUGAAGUGAACAGGAACAGGGUUGGAGAACCCUGCCAUAGACAUUCUCUCUGGUCACACUAAAGACCAGAGAGAAUGGACCAGAGAGAACUAUAAGAUGCAACAAGCAACCUGGUCUCAGAGAAAGAAGUAUAAUACUUUAAUGAUUAUCAUCCAAUUCGUAUAUUAUUGUACGACUGGGUAAGACAUAUCCCACUUCCCAAACUGGUUUACUCAAUGUUGUUUCAAUGUAAUAGUAGACGUAUUGCGACGUGGAAUGUCUUGGACAAUACAUUGGAUUUGAAAAGAGUAAUCAAUGUCAAUUGUUGUUUUGAGAGUUGAAAUUUCAACCACAGGAUUAUGCCAUCAUGGUAGCCAAAUUUCAACAUAGCCUUUUAUAAAAUAUGUUGAAUUUGAUUUGUACCUUUAUAACAACGUCAGAUCUUCAAUGUAAUAUCCACUAUCAGAAAGAUAGUGUCAGUCAAUGUCUCCUAGAGGUUAUGGAUUAUGCAGUGUUACUUAAAAAUAACAUUCCAAUAGAAAACGGUAGCUAGUAGGUAUUUAGGCCUAUAUAGUAUUUGCAGUCAGCAACAGCUAUUGUUUCAAUUCAACCCAGAAUUCAACAACAAAUAGACAAUUCAAUUGGCCGAGCAUUUCAAACUCUGGUUGAUUUGAAAUGUAGUGAUUUUGAAUUGUGUUUGGCUGUCAACUAUACCAAAUAUCAACAUUCGAAGGAGAUGUAUAUUUUGCUUGGAUAGUUUCAUCUGUGCCACUAAAUUAGUCAGGCUUUAAUUCCAGUUUGUCUACAAAUGAAUAAUUGAUAUGUUGGACUCACGUCUCCAUCUCAAACAAAAAUCGAAGUAAAAACAAGAGCGCUAAAUCCAUAUUUAAAGUGCAUUUAAAGCAUGAUAUGAUUUGAUUUAGUCCUAUUCUUUAAAUGUGAUGUUUGGUUGAGAUGGAGACGUGAAUCCAAAAUGUAUCUUAUUAAUUUGUAGACAAACUGGAAUUAAAGCCAGAGUCAAGUGUUAUUAGUCACAUGCGCCGAAUACAACAGGUGCAAUGCCCCUGUAUGAUGAUCAGCAUGGCAGAUGUGUUGUUACCUACCCUUACCACCUGGGGGCGGCCUGUCAGGAAGUCCAGGAUCCAGUUGCAGAGGGAGGUGUUUAGUCCCAGGGUCCUUAGCUUAUUGAUGAGCUUUGAGGGCACCAUGGUGUUGAAAGCUGAGCUGUAGUCAAUGAAUAGCAUUCUCACAUAGGUGUUCCUUUUGUCCAGGUGGGAAAGGGCAGUGUGGAGUGGAAUAGAGAUUGCAUCAUCUGUGGAUCUGUUGGGGCAGUAUGCAAAUUGGAGUGGGUCUAGGAUAAUGGUGCUGAUGUGAGCCAUGACCAGCCUUUCAAAGCACUUCAUGGCUGCAGACGUGAGUGCUACGGUUCGGUAGUCAUUUAGGCAGGUUACCUUAGUGUUCUUGGGCACAGGCAUUAUGGUGGUCUGCUUAAAACAUGUUGGUAUUACACUCGGACAGGGAGAGGUUGAAAAUGUCAGUGAAGACACUUGCCAGUUGGUCAGCGCAUGCUCACAGUUGCACGUGCUGGUAAUCCGUCUGGCACUGAGGCCUUAUGAAUAUUGCCCUGUUUAAAGGUCAACUCUGGGUGAGAGUUUUCUUGUUUGCUUAUUGCUUAUUCAAUGCUGUCUUAGUCCCAGCUUCUGACUGUGGUGGUAUGUGAACAGCUCCGAAAAAUACAGAUUAAAACUCUCUAGGUAGAUAGUGUGGUCUGCAGUUUAUCAUGAGAUACUCUACCUCAGGCAAGAAAUAGCUUGAGACUUCCUUAGAUGUCUUGCACCAGCUGUUAUUUACAAAAAUAGAUAGUCCGCUGCCCCUUGUCUUACCAAAUGCUGCUGUUCUAGCCUGCGGUGCAGUGUAUGACCGGCCAGCUGUACGUUGAUAGUGUCGUCGUUCAGCCGCGACUCCGUGAAGCACAAGAUAUAACAGUUUUGAAUGUCUCAUCGGAAGUUUAAUCUUCCACGUAGGUCAUCUAUUUUAUUGUCCAAAGAUAGCACAUUUGCUAGCAGAAUGGAAGGAAGUGGUGGUUUAUUCAAUCGCCUACAAAUUCUCAACAGGCAGCCCACCCUCGGUCACCUUUUUCUCUGCUUCCUCUUCAUGCAAAUCACGGGGAUUGUUCCCAUGAAAGUAGUAUAUCUUUCACGUUGGGCUCAUCAGACUCCUUAAAGGAAAAAAAGGAUUCUGCCAGUCCGUGGUGAGUAAUCGCAGUCCUGAUGUCCAGAAGUUAUUUCCGGUCAUAAGAGACGGUAGCGGCAACAUAUUAAACAAAAUAAGUACAAAAAUAAGUUACGAACAAUGCAAAUAAACAAACAAAAAACACAAUCGGUUGGGGGCACGUAAAACGUCUGCCUUCUUCUCCGGCGCCAUAUUGAUACAGUGUUUGAGUUGUACAGAUGGAACUAUCCAAGCAGAAACAUCUCUUUCAAAUGUUGAUAUUUGGUUGCGUUGCCAACCAAACACAAUUCAAUAUGACUUUUAAUACAGUAAAUAGCCAAAUCUUACAAACUAAUCUAACAUUCAACCUUAAAAUGAGUAACACAUCCACGGCCACAUUGAGGUUACUGUUACUAUAUAUGUCUACUUAUGUAUUCAUAAAGAGCAUCCAUGUUCAAGAUACAGUAGCAUGAAUAGGUUGUCGCAGGACUGUGAAGAUCUUCAAAACCGCUGUAAUAAUCGGUGCAGAAUCUCGAGCGGCAUUGAUCACUUGCACCAUGUACUUUUAAUGUCAUUUCAACUGCAAUCCAGGUCCUUUGGUUCUGCUAUUAGAUGUUGCACAGUGAUAAUACAUUAAUAUGUUGUAUAAAUCAACAAAAUAUCUGACAUUAUAUUCCCAUUUGAGCUAUGCUGUUCUUAUAAAUAGUUUAAAGCAAUAAACAUUGUUUUUCCA